AUGUAUGCCAAGUGCAUUUUUGAGGACCCGAGUCUCAACAGUGCCCGAGGCACUAUUUUGGUUGUUUUGGGCCCGAUGGGCGCCGGCAAAUCUCAAUUUUCGCAAGCCGUUCUUGGAGAGUCCAACAUAUCGGUCGGCUCUCCUCACGCCGACAACGGAAGUAUUGCAUACUGCGGGGAAGACAUGUGGCUCGAGCACGGCACACUUGAUGAUAGCAUUAUUGACAGUGUGACUCGCUUCUAUAUAGAACGACCAUCGCAAGACUGCUGUCGCGAUCCUAACAGCUUACUCGGCUACGAUGGCAUUCUUCGCAAGCGAGAGACGACGGUGCUGCUCGCCACGUAUCUGAAAACGACGACUGGCACCAUCUCGCGACCGCGUUCGUUUCUGCGCGAGACGCCAGUCGAGCCGACAAAGAGCGCGAUCUCGCCCAAGAUAAGGCCGCGCACCACACCGCUUCUGGAUCCACACGGAUCCGACAGCAUCACAAAGACGACGCGCUGCAAAGCAUUCAUUAACAAUUUGUGCGUCUGGAAGCCCGUGCCCAGCGCCCUCGGUGGCCUCGACGCGUUGCUGGCCGCCGAGGCCGCCGCGCGCCCCAUCAUGGCCGAAGAGCUCGCGGGCUGCACCGUGCUGAUGGUUGCGCACCGCGGCGCGGGGCCCAUAGGCUCGGACUUGCGUGUCAAUAUGGCGUGCGGGCGCAUCUGCACAGCCACAAAGGACAGGAAACAAGGCGACGACGACGAUGACGACGAAGGAAUGGCUGUGGGAGAACGCCGGGGGAACGCGAUGUAG
Molecule: messenger RNA, 795 nt
Organism: Beauveria bassiana ARSEF 2860
Lineage: Eukaryota; Fungi; Ascomycota; Sordariomycetes; Hypocreales; Cordycipitaceae
Product: ABC multidrug transporter
Exons: 3
Coding region: 1-795 (264 amino acids)
Source: RefSeq, a predicted model, not a curated record